Molecule: messenger RNA, 267 nt
Organism: Colletotrichum paranaense
Lineage: Eukaryota; Fungi; Ascomycota; Sordariomycetes; Glomerellales; Glomerellaceae
Exons: 1
Coding region: 1-267 (88 amino acids)
Source: RefSeq, a predicted model, not a curated record
AUGACACUGGCACGCUGGUCACUACGACGGAACAACGGUGCUAAUACAGACUACCGCAAGACAUGCAGGAACCGCGCCGCCUCUGUUAGACAAUUCCCCUCAAUUUUCUUCUCCAAGUUUGCUGCCGAAAACCCCCCUUCCACACGGCAAACAGCGCCGCACCCCGGCCACUCCGAACUCUCUCCCCCGCUCCUUAUGGUUCCCCUGUCAAGCCUGCUACCGCGAGGAUCAUCCAUGGGGCGAUGCAACCGUCAAAGGUGGGGGUAA